Chionomys nivalis (European snow vole) is the source of this 8041-nucleotide messenger RNA. RefSeq names its product LMBR1 domain containing 2 (gene Lmbrd2). The record is from RefSeq and is a predicted model, not a curated record. The transcript has 19 exons. Gene Ontology annotation, cellular component: membrane. NCBI's taxonomy places the organism in Eukaryota, Metazoa, Chordata, Mammalia, Rodentia, Cricetidae. The coding region runs from base 300 to 2384 and encodes 694 amino acids. Gene Ontology annotation, biological process: adrenergic receptor signaling pathway.
GGAGCUCAGGCUGACUGGGAAAUGUCAGUCGAUUGACUGGGUGAGGGUUUUUCUUUUCCCCGCGCCCACAGGCCUUCGGGUGACCACCGCUGCGGUCGCCGCGGACCGUGUGUCUCCGACGCCGGCAGACUGCGGCGGACGCGAAGCUUCUCAGUCCCUUCCGGGCGCUGUCUGGAGCGUUCCGACGGUGGGUGUGGUGGCACAUGCUUGUAAUCCCCAGCACUUAAGAAGUGAAGUGAACAGAUACGGUCCAGAACUAUGCAUGGAUCACUGUAGUUGGCGAUUGUGAGCAUUCAAUAAUGAGUGGUGCAGCUUUAGGACUUGAGAUUGUUUUUGUCUUCUUUCUGGCACUGUUCCUCCUUCAUCGAUAUGGAGACUUUAAGAAACAGCACAGACUUGUAAUCAUUGGAACACUGCUCGCUUGGUAUCUCUGCUUUCUUAUUGUCUUCAUACUGCCACUGGAUGUUAGUACGACAAUAUAUAACCGAUGCAGACAUGCUGCUGCAAAUUCCAGCCCUCCUGAAAAUAGCAAUGUUACGGGAGUGUAUGCAGCUGUCACCCCAGCUCCAAGGCAACAUCCAUGUUUCAAGCCAUGGAGUUACAUUCCAGAUGGAAUCAUGCCAAUUUUCUGGAGGGUAGUUUAUUGGACAUCACAGUUUUUAACGUGGAUUCUGCUACCUUUUAUGCAGUCAUAUGCAAGAUCUGGAGGCUUUUCCAUUACUGGAAAGAUAAAAACAGCCCUGAUUGAGAAUGCAAUCUAUUAUGGCACUUACUUGCUGAUAUUUGGAGCAUUUCUAAUUUAUGUGGCUGUAAACCCACGUUUGCAUUUAGAAUGGAACCAACUUCAGACUAUAGGGAUAGCUGCUGCCAACACAUGGGGUCUGUUUCUUCUUGUGUUGUUAUUGGGAUAUGGUUUGGUGGAGAUUCCUCGGUCAUACUGGAAUGGAGCCAAAAGGGGUUAUCUACUCAUGAAGACUUACUUUAAGGCAGCCAAACUGAUGACAGAGAAAGCAGAUGCAGAAGAGAACCUGGAGGAUGUAAUGGAGGAGGUUCGUAAAGUAAAUGAAAGCAUUAAGUACAACCACCCAUUGAGAAAAUGUGUUGAUACAAUACUUAAAAAGUGCCCUACAGAUUAUCAGGAAAAGAUGGGUAGAAAUAUGGAUGAUUAUGAAGAUUUUGAUGAAAAGCGUAAUACCUACCCAAGUGAAAAAAGUUUGGUAAAAUUGCAUAAACAGGUCAUUUAUUCAGUUCAAAGGCACCGUCGAACUCAAGUGCAAUGGCAAAUUCUUUUGGAACAGGCGUUCUACCUAGAAGACGUAGCAAAAAAUGAAACUAGUGCAACUCAUCAGUUUGUUCACACCUUUCAGUCACCUGAGCCAGAAAAUCGACUUAUCCAGUAUUGUUAUAAUCCUACAGUUGAAUGGUACUGGGAAUGCCUGUUGCGUCCAUGGUUUUACAGGAUCCUUGCUGUGGUUUUGUCCAUCUUCUCGGUGAUUGUUGUGUGGUCAGAGUGCACCUUCUUUAGCACGACUCCUGUCUUAUCUCUCUUUGCAGUCUUCAUACAGCUGGCAGAAAAAACAUACAAUUAUAUUUAUAUUGAGAUUGCUUGCUUCCUUUCCAUCUUCUUCCUAAGUAUCUGUGUUUACUCUACGGUGUUCAGGAUUCGAGUAUUUAAUUACUACUACUUGGCUUCACAUCAUCAAACUGAUGCUUACAGCCUUCUUUUCAGUGGCAUGUUAUUUUGCCGUUUGACUCCCCCUUUAUGUCUUAACUUCUUGGGAUUGACACACAUGGAUUCAUCCAUCUCUCACCAGAAUACCCAGCCAACUGCGUAUACAUCUAUCAUGGGUUCCAUGAAAGUUUUAUCCUUUAUUGCAGAUGGAUUCUAUAUAUAUUAUCCUAUGUUGGUGGUAAUUCUCUGCAUUGCUACGUAUUUUAGUUUGGGAACCCGUUGUUUGAAUCUGCUUGGUUUCCAGCAGUUCAUGGGAGAUAACGAUAUGACAUCAGAUCUAGUUGAUGAAGGAAAAGAAUUAAUCAGACGAGAGAAAAGAAAAAGACAAAGGCAAGAGGAAGGUGAAAAUCGAAGAAGAGAAUGGAAAGAACGUUAUGGACACAACAGAGAAGAUUCCACUAGGAACAGAAAUGUUCAUCCUGACCCCAAAGAGUCGAAUUUCUCAGAUACUACUACCAAUUGGUCAUCCAAGUACACCAGGGCUAAUAACAGGACUGAAAGAGACCGAAUAGAACUUCUCCAGGAUGCAGAACCUUUGGAUUUUAAUGCAGAAACAUUCACUGAUGAUUCUCUGGAACCUGAGUCAGGAAGGUAUCAACCUGGUGGACGAUAUCUCUCCAUGUCUUCCAGCAUAAUAUUUGAAGAUAUCUAAAGUUUGAAGAAAUUCAUGGCUCAAGUAACCAAGGUCAUCGCAUCAGCUCAGCCUUUAUGAACAUGAUUGUGCCCUACAAUUCCUCUAUACUGUCUGUGAAUAGUAAGGAUAACAAAAAUGGCACUGAAAACAGAUCACGUCUUAAGAAUACUAGAUUAUUUGUUGACUAGAGUGUCAUCUUUUCUGAUAGGAUUUAUUGCUUUCCAUCUGAAGUGUCUGCCUCAGAAGUGAGUUAAGUGGAAGGGUUUAAUUCAUGAUAAACAGAACACAGCUGGUUUCAAGUUAAUUUUUUUCCAGGAGAGUUCUUUUAAAGUCCAAGGAAGCCAGAAUUUUAUAAAUGUAAUUUAAAUUUGUUCAACCUACAUUUCCCAAAGAAGUGAAAGUGAACUGAGACCUCAGCUAAUUACUGUAUUUACAAAACCCAUGUCUUAAAAUAAGGCUUUCUUAUUACACAUAACUGAAUGUAAACAACUCUACUUCCGAUCUGUAUACAAAUUAGUGGGAUUUUGCACGUAAAAUUAGGAUUAUUCUUCAGUUGAUGGUGUUAGUGUCUUUAGCAUGUGUAUUCUAACUGGGUGAUGUGGUACUCUUUUCAUUCUUCGUGGUAACUUUUUAUGGUUUUGAUAUUAUUGCUUUGUAAAAGAUUUUCAUUUCAGAGAAAAAAUUCACCUUUAGCAUUAAGCAUAAUGACUUGACACUGACCAUUCCAGCCAAAAAUAUCAUAAAUAUUAAUGGUGAAUUAUUUAUUUCCAAAGAGAUCCCCAAAUGAUACCUGUUAAUACUUUUUAAAAAGGAAAUGUUUGGCUAUUCUGGCUAUUCAUAGGUAAAAAGAAAAAUAAUCCAUUUGUAAUUAUUGCUAACACUAAAAUUACAGCUUAGGAAAAUCAGAAAAAUGUAUUAGAAUAGAAAUAUGUCAUAAUAAUUUCUUUGUUAAACAUGGUUAUUAUUUUAAAUUGGUUGUUUCAACCUUUGCAUUUAAGCCAAAGUUGGGUAUUAUGUUUUAAAGAGCCAGUGUUUUAUUGUAACAUGAACAUGGUUGAGUGCAACAUGUUUGCAGGUAUUGUUUUAUGGUCCUGAAAUAUUUGUCUCUUACAGAAUCCAUUCUAUGUGAAUAACCAGACUUAAAUUUGUCCAGACAGUCUCGCACCCAUUUUCCUUGCAGUUAUUCCUAGUGUUCAAGUGUUAUAUUGCCAUAUGUUAAGAAUGUAGUUCUAGGCCGGGCGGUGAGGCACUCGGGAGGCAGUGGCAGGCGGAUCUCUGUGAGUUCGAGGCCAGCCUGUUCUACAAGAGCUAGUUCUAGGAUAGGAACCAAAAACUACAGAGAAACCCUGUCUCGAAAAAUAAAAAAAAAAAAAAAAAAAAGAAUGUAGUUCUAUGUAGGUACUGAAAGGAAGGAUGUAUCAUCCUCAUUAUUUUUCUUUUUUAAUGACUGCAUUUUUGAUAACCUUUCAAAUAGAUCCCCCUUUAAACAAUUAUCAGUAGAUAGAUUUACUCUGAAUUGAAGGUUGCAUAGCCUGCUUAAUUCAAGGACACAUAAUGCAUAUAACCUUUUACUGUGAAAUGAGGCCAGAGGGCAGUUGACCAGAGCAGUGAUAAUGUAAUGCUAUUUAUAAUUUUAUGAUUGGUUCCUGGAAUACCUUGGGCAGAUCAUGGAACCUUUCAGUGCCUCAAUUUCUUCAUUUUCAGAAUGAAGGACAUUUGCUACUUACCUACUGAUCUACCUCACGAAACUGUUGUGAGGGGGUUAGGUUGAUGAUUGUGUGCUGGGGUUUCUCCUGGGCUAUUUUGUUUGUUUGUACUUUUCUUUGUGUAGUCCUUUGAAGGUGAAAGGGACAAUUAUCACAGUAAGUAAGGGGGCUUUGAGAAGCUUUGAAGUCCCCAAAGCAAAAUGAACUAAUUUGUCUAAAGAUGCUGAAAUAGUUUCAUCAUUUGUUCUGUGGAUUUACUUUAAAAUAAUUUUCCUUAAAUACAUUUUUUUGUUAAAUUUUUUUCUUAAUACUCAGAUGCUGUUGUUGGACUAGAAGGAUAAAAAGAGAAGAAAUGUCCAACUUUACAACUAACUUUGCUAAUGCACUAACAAAUUGGUAGGAAUGUGUUAAAGGUGUUUUCCUUUAAAGUUACAGUAAUAGAAACGUGUGUAGAUACAUAUGCAUAUAUGUAUAUGUAUACAUAUGCUUCACAAAUACUGAGUUUCGUUAUGGCUUUUGAGUUAUUUCCACAGUGAAUUUUUAUUGUUUCUGUGAUUCAGAGUGUGCUCACAUUUUUAAAGAGUUUCUCUUACAGAAUUUUGUAUGUGACCAUAUAGGAAAGUUACUUUGCUGGGUAAAUUUGAGUUUAGAAGGCAAUGAUUUCAUACUGGAAGUCUGAGUUUAUUUCUGAGGAAUUAAGUUUAUAUUUAUUAAGAUACUUUGUGUAAACCACUGAUAGUUUAUAUAAUGUUUUUAUUUUUUGAGACACUUAUAACAUGUAAAGAUACAGUCACGAAAAUAUUACUAUAGAGUUCAUAUGCUUUAUGUACAAGAUUUUUUCUUAAAGAAUUAUUUCUGGUACUUUUUAUGUCUUUCUUAAAUGUUAAGAAAUAUUUUAUUAGACUUAUCUAAAACUUUGUUUUGUUUUGUUUUUGAGACAGAGUCUUAUGUGUAGCCUAGGGAGGCCUUGAACUGUCUAUAUAACUGUGGAUGACCUUGGACUUCUGAUUUUUCUCUUCCACCUCUCAAGUUCUAAGAUUAAAGACAUGUGCCACAGCACUUAAAUCAAUAUUUUUAAAAUAAUUGUUAGUUAAGAACAUUUAACAAACUAAUAACUCAAAAUAAGUAUAUAGGAAAAAAAUCUAUAAAUUUCAGUAAUCACUUAUAUGUAUUGUUAAUUUACUUUUUACAACUUCAUAGUCAUUUUAUUAAUUGUUCAUUUUUGUACAAUUAUUUUAAAUAAGAGUCAAAAUACAAAUCUAAUCAUAAAUAUUUGCUACUGUGCCACAUUCAUACAAGAGUUUUAGAAUAAUUUCAUCCCACAAGAGGGUCUCAGUUCACACAAAUGGUAAGAGUUAAAGUAUGAAAAGUUCCCAUCAUAAAAACAGAUCAAAUUCAUCUGUCUAAACAUCUAAAGAGAAGUCUUGCUGCUUGGUAUGUUUCUGGCCUCUAUCAUUUAAAUCAUCUGAUCUAAAAUUUAAACAUAAUGUAUGUCCAAAUUAAGAAUAGGUGGGAAAGUCACUCUGUUUUUUUAAGUUUUUUUAGCAUGCUAAUGGACAGAUUUCAUUUAUGUUUAUUUACAGACGUCAUAUUAUAUUUUUGAUAGGUUUAAGGAAUGGUUUUGAUAGCAUAUUGAUUACCAUAUUAAGGGGGAAAUAAAACGAAUAGUUACAGUUCCGGUUAUAAAAGUAAGAUUUAGUCUUAGAUUUUGAAUGUCUGAAAAAUCACAAAGAUGAAAGUAUAUUUGUACUGAGACAAAACAAGUCCCUGAGAGUCAUAGCACACUUGAAUUUUCAAAGUGCAAUGGACUGUGUGCAUUUACCUUUGAAAGCUAAGAAGUAAGUGUGUUUAGGGUUUGCCUUUCUCUUGUGCCUCCCACUCUCUGAUCCUCCCUCCUUUCCCACCUCUUUUUAUCAUUUGAUUUUCGGUAUGCUGACAGUUUCCUCUCUUGUUUAUCAUCUGAUUUCCAGUAUGCUGACAGAGUUUCCUUUCUUGUUUGUUUUAUGUACACAGUUAUUUUUGAUGAGCAGUACACUCAAAAGGAACUACUUCUGACUUAAAAUCCCAUUACUUGAAAUAGCAGUAUUGUACCUAAGGAGUAAAACAGGCUGCUGAACCAGUGGACAGUGUCUGAAUAGACAUGUGCUGUGUACUAGUUCGGUGCACUUUCUUCUAGGGGACAAAGGAGGGCACUGCAGGAAAAAUCAUUUUCACUGUAAAAAUUUGUAUAUUUAUCAUAUAAAGGAACUCAUAAAAUCAGUUGCUUUUUGUAGCUAGACAUUUGGAAGACGAGGCAGGUUUAGCCCCAUUUCCAGCUCCUGGAUCCCAGCCCAGUGGUGCAGGCACUACCCUCCUUUCCACUGCCAAGGAGGCAUGCUCUCACCUUUAUUUGCUUCCAUAUUAGCCAGCAUAACAACAACAACAAAAUUUCAUUUUUAAAGGAUUUAUCCAUUGAGAUAGGUGAGAUUUUGCUAUAAUUUAAAUUUUUCUUAAUAAAGUAAGACUUGGUAUAAUUCUGCAUUCACUAUCCUAAAAGAUGUUUUGCUUUCUUUCCCAAAAACCUUUUCUUUUGCAGGUAUGUUGAUUACAAAUAAUUUUGUAAAAGAAUUUUACUGUGUUUGGUCCAAAUGAGUAGGAAGAGUAGCUGGCUGUGACAGACAUACAUGGAACAAGUGCACAGCACGCUAAUGUGCAGAGCAUUUGGAGCUGGUAGUACGGCAUAAGUCUUCUGUCUUUAGCAAAAGAAUACUGGCUAACCUCUUCCCUGUUUGGCAUGCCAAGUUGUAGGGAAGAGAAUGUGUUAUUUAUUUAUUUUUUAAAACAAUCCAAUGGAUUUGUUUUUCUUUGUAUUUUGGGAACAACUUGAAGGAUUUUUAUCAUUUUAGAAGAUAGAGAAUAUGUGUAUCUAUCUUUUAAAUACUAUAACCUAAUAUAUAUAAAUUAUAGUAUUAAAAAGGACAAAUAGCUCUAAUUAUUGAUGUUAUUUCCUGGUAUUUAAUUUUUAUAAAUGUUUUUUAAGUAAUUGUAGUAUUGCUUUUAAAUAGUUUUAAAGUCAUCCAUAAAUAAGUUCUGACCCAACAUACUGCCUUAGUACAGUAUUCUGAAGUACAGUACUCUGAUGUGAAUCUGAAACAUGCCUGCAUUUCCUUCAUUUCUUCGUAUGUAUGUAUACAAAUACCAGGACCCAGGAAAAGCAUACAAUAAGCCUAAUUUCUACAUUGCAUUGAUAAAGAGCUUGGUAUUUUGCCUUCAUAUAAUUCAAUUGUCUAGAUGAAAUAGAACAUAAGUCUUUUCAAAUUGUAUUCAAUCACAAUUUUCAAAAUGGUAACUUCAUUUUUGGGGUGCAUGAUGCCAAGGUUAUCUUUAAUCAGCUUUUAUUACUGGAUGUGUAACAAUGGAUGUUUUCCUACCUGGCCAGUAGGUUGUAGAUUUAACUAUUUUUCUGUAGAUUCCCACUACAUUUUCAAAUCUAUAUUUGGAAAAAACUACAAAGUGCUAUUAGUAAGUAAGUUAGCAUCUUUGGCCUUAUCUAUGCAUAAUGUUCCUUAGUUUGAUUUUGACAAACUCAUUGACUCACAAUUCCUUUGUAGUAUUGUAACUGACUGUGAUGUAAUGAAUUUUUCAAAGUGUUUAUAUGAUUCAUUAUUAAAAUAUAGGAUAUUAUAUAGCUUUGCAUGAAAUAAACUACAUUUCUAUGAGCUACAAUUGCUGGUUAUUAAUGCAUCUUCCAUUGAGAUUAAACUGUUUUGAGACAAUCUAGAUAUUCUUUAUUCCUUAUAAUUCACUGUCAAAUUUUAUAGAACAUUUAAAGAUGGAUAAUUAAACAGAUAUACUCUUAGUAUCUGUUCUGUCAUGUGUUUACAAUGAAAACAGAAGUAAACAGAAGCUUAAUGUGCAUGCUAGUGACAGUGAAAAUAGAGACGUUUCUGUCCUGCCUGGUUGCCAAUUUGUAGAUGGGAGACUGCUGUC